AUGUCAGAUCCAAUAAUUCAACAAAUUAAUUCUCUUUUACAAGAGCAACAAGUACGAUAUUCAAAUGAAAUUAAAGAAUUAAAAGAAAUAAUUAAAAAAAAGGAUGAAAUUUUAAACAACAAUACAACAUCAACAUCAGUGGCCAAAUUAACCAAGGUAGAGUUCCAACCAGACAUUGUAGAUCCAAUCACACUAAAUAUUGGUGGUUCAGAGUAUCAAACAACAAAAGAGACAUUGCUUAAGGUUAAAGGAUCAUACUUUGAUAAACUAUUAAAAGGGGAAAUCAAAGCAACCAAUAUCAAUGAUAAAUCAAACUCUUUCUUUAUUGACAGGGAUGGAACUAAUUUUAAAUAUAUUUUAAAUUACCUUCGUACUGAAGAUCCACUUGAGAUUCCACAAUCAAUUUUGAAUGAAAUCGACAAAGAUUUGGCAUUCUAUAAAAUCUACAUUGAACACCUACCAUCCCCAUCUGUAAUAGUCGACCAAUAUCAAAUUGCCAACUUUUCUAAAUGGAUUGGAAAGAAAUCAAAUUUAACUCUUCUCUACAGGGGUACUCGUAAUGGAUUUAAAGCAUCAACAUUCCAUUCCUUGUGCGAUGGAAAAGGUCCAACUAUUACCUUGAUCAAAUCAGAUGAUCUUAGCAUUUUUGGUGGAUACAACAGUCAGUCUUGGAAUUCGGAAAACAAGUUCUAUGGUGACGAUCAGUGUUUUAUUUUCACUAUGCUCAAUCAUGUAGGAGUGCCACCAACCAAGUAUUAUUCAAAGGAUCAAUCAUAUGUCAAGGGUGAUCCAGACUCUGGCCCUAUCUUUGGGGCUGCUCAUGAUAUCAAUAUCAUUGAUCGUGCCAACAUUGCCAGAGAUGAUUUAUGUUAUCAAAGUUUCCCAUACUCCUAUUUUUGUUUAUAA
Messenger RNA from Cavenderia fasciculata, 906 nucleotides. RefSeq lists its product as uncharacterized. The transcript has 4 exons. The record is from RefSeq and is a predicted model, not a curated record. Bases 1 to 906 code for a protein of 301 amino acids. Lineage: Eukaryota; Evosea; Eumycetozoa; Acytosteliales; Cavenderiaceae. Gene Ontology annotation, biological process: protein homooligomerization.